This is a messenger RNA of Colletotrichum higginsianum IMI 349063, 1161 nucleotides long. RefSeq lists its product as uncharacterized. The transcript has a single exon. The coding region runs from base 1 to 1161 and encodes 386 amino acids. The record is from RefSeq and is a predicted model, not a curated record. Lineage: Eukaryota; Fungi; Ascomycota; Sordariomycetes; Glomerellales; Glomerellaceae.
AUGAACGGGUUCACAGGAGUUAAAAACGAAGGAACAAUGCAGGACACCAUACUCUGUACGAGUGUCUGGCCAUCUACGUCAUACGAGCUUUUUGGUCCAGAACAAUAUGCCACACUAGCAGCAUAUGCCAGAAGAGAGAUAGCAGCAUCCUCACGUUCACAUUCACAGGUACCACCUGAGACAGAGCACAUGAAGGAACUGAGAAGGAUUAUGACACAUGUGCAAGAAUCGACACACAAGCCUUUUGAAAUGGUUACUGAAGAACUCCUCAGAAACAGCCUUCCGUCAGGCGGAAAUCAAAUUAAUCAGGUUUCAGCUAUUCUAUGCGUGGCAGCUUCUCUCAGCACAAUGACAAGGAUCCGACCACAUGGGGUUACAGACAUGGAACCAGAGACUACAACGAUCUGGAGGACACAUUGUUCUCUGAAUACCAUCAUAACGCAACUCUUCGAAACGACAUCGUCCACUGAGCCAAGUUGCCGACCCAUCAGCCCGAAGUUGACAAUAGGGCUUCUGGCUCAAUAUCACAACUGCAGAGUUGUCUGGACAGAUCGGUUGGACAAACAUCUCAGUAUCCAAAAGCACCGCGGCGAUAGGAUCGUUCUCAUCUUUCAGCACAAAAUCUGGCUCUCUGCCCAUCUCGGUCAAAACGAACGAUGUCUCGUACCCUCGGAGCUCAUUUGUGAGACCCUUGACACUCUCAAUCUCUUAUUCCCACACAACGACCAGCAGACCAAAUCAUUCCUUCACAAACAAGGUCAGAAGUUCUAUAGCCUAGGCUACUGUGGGCGAGAUAGGAAGCUGAACUUGAGUGACUAUCCUCACUGGGGCAACAAGAUUGAGGAACUCUUGGACAUGCUUGAGGGGCCGAGGAGCGGAAUAUGGCAUUUCCUCCCAAGACCAGACAAGCGAAACCUGCUCGAGUCAGCCAACUUUUGGAUUGCAACAGCGGCUGCCCUUCUCGCCUUUGUGGGGUUUGUACUUGGUCUCAUGUCUAUCGUCUACGCAAAAUGGUCAUACGACAUCAGCAGAGAGUCCCUGGUUGUUUCUCGGGACUCGCUGGAGCUCACAAGGAUACAAUAUCUACUUUCGCUGGCUCAAGCAUGCUCGGAUGCCAACGAAGCCCGACUGCUGCCAGAUUUCUGCUCAGCCGAGGAGUAA